AGACAGAUGUCAGCUGUUUUGUUACACGCAUCGUGAGCUGAGUUGAUCAUUUCCAUGAAACAGUCUGCAGCUUUGUUUCCUCUUGAUUGUACUGUUUCUUUGUUUAUUUCAUGGAGUGAUUAAAAAAAUUGUGUCAACAUAAUUGGAAGUGUGGAAAACUCUAUACAAUUCGAGGUGAUUCAAGAUUGGGCAGUUAUUUGAGGUUAGAAAGAAAAAAAAUAACGCUUUAUAAAAACCCAUCAAAGAGAGAACAUACACAUAUAUACAACACAACACAGAGAGAGGAAAAAAAAGGCCAAAAGGAAAAGGUUGGUGUGAACAAAACAUCGCGUCAAAAAGUGUCGACAAAAAGGCUUUCUUCAUCAUCGCAGGGGGAAUAAAAAAGAGGUGUAUGUGUGUUUAUUUGUGUGCGUGCUCCUAAAUUUCAGUGUGAAACUUAUUAUCAAAAAAAAAAGAAAAAGAAGUGUAUUUUUCAUUUCACGAGGAUACUAUAUAGAUUUCAUUAAACCAUUUUGUUUGCGCACUGGAUAAAAUACAUCCGAGUGGCGUAUUCCAGACAGUGAAACAAAAAUAAUGGCGCAGCCGAGUUCUAGCGCCGUCAGGGCUCUUGCCCUCGAAUACAAAAGUCUCCAGGAGGAACCCGUCGAAGGCUUCCGCGUCAAACUUGUUAACGAGGACAACAUGUUCGAGUGGGAAGUUGCAAUUUUCGGACCACCAGACACUCUCUACCAAGGAGGCUAUUUUAAGGCACACAUGAAAUUCCCGCCAGAUUAUCCAUACAGUCCACCAAGUAUUCGUUUCAAGACAAAAGUUUGGCAUCCCAAUGUUUAUGAGAAUGGAGACUUGUGCAUAUCGAUUUUACAUCCACCAGUAGAUGAUCCACAAAGCGGUGAGCUUCCAUGUGAAAGGUGGAACCCAACUCAAAACGUCAGGACAAUCCUGUUGAGUGUGAUCUCGCUCUUGAAUGAGCCCAACACAUACAGCCCUGCCAAUGUCGAUGCCUCAGUGAUGUACAGACGUUGGCGCGACUCCAAAGGACGGGACAAAGAAUAUGAAAAUAUCAUCAGGAAACAAGCGCAGGCUGCAAAAAUGGAAGCGGAGAAAGAAGGAAUCGUCGUUCCAUUAACAUUAGAAGAUUAUUGCAUAAAAACACGAGAAAGGCCUGUUGAACAUCAACUCGAUAUGACAGAUUUUUACGAUGACGAGUAUGAGCUCGAUGAUGAUGAGGACGAGCAAUUGAGUGCAAGUGAUUACGAGGAUGGCGACGACAGCGGUAACGGAGAGUCGUGAUCCAUUUCAUAAAAAUAAAAAAAAAAGAAAGAAAAGAAAAGAAAGAAAAUCCCAGAAAAAGAAGAAAAAAGUUUACGACAAAAAAAAAGAACUUUUUCAAUCCAGUUCUGUAUAGAGUAUUAAAUUAACGAGCUUCUGAACUGGACGCUGCUGAUGUUGCGUGAACAUUACAAAAAAAAAAUUCACACGAACAAUCGUAAUAGAUUUUCGAAAAAAAAAUUACACAACUUGUCUUUUUAAAUUCUGGAGCUUUUGCUUUGGAGAAGAGAAGAGCAAAAAACUUGUAUUAGAUUAUUAAAAAAUAUUAAAAUCCCUAGUGGUACUUAUACAAUAUUUACAACGUUUAGAGCGUGGAAAAAAAUUGGUUAAAUGCGCAAUGUUUUCCUUUUUUUUUGAACUAUUGUAGCGUUUCUUUUAUAGUUAGUGCAAUCACUUGCCCUUAUAAAUUUUGAAUUUAUCUUUUUUGUUUAUAAUUUAACAAUCGUUUAUAAUUCGAAACCUCGUGUUCUCAAAAAUAAAAAAGUUUUUAAGUAUAUUUUCUAUUGUGAUAUUUCGAAGAGUUUUUUUUUCUCUUUAGUUCUCUUUGAAGAAAGAUUUCGAAAUUUACCAAUUUGUAAAUUUAAUUUUUUGUUAAAUUGAAUUCAUUGACUUAAUAUAUAUAUAUAAACAUAAAAUAAAAAAAAUAUAUAGAAAUAAAGAUCGCAAAAAAAUAUUGACAUCGAAUUUUUUAAUAUUUAUCAUCGCAAUGAAAUUUUAUUCGAAAAAAAAGAAAAAUUGCCCUGUUUGGAAGCUCCUUAACUUAAGCUGACGGUAUAUGAAUAUAAAUACUUGGAUAGAAAGCACUGUGCUUGUUGUGUUGUGACUGGCACGUUAAUCUUUUCAUUCGACCGGCAAAUUAUUCCAUUCAUUGAUCUACGAAUAAUUUUUUUUUCUCAUUCAAAAAAAAAAGAUAUAUUUUUUUCUUUUUGAAUUUUCUAUUUAUUUUUUAAUGCCUGAUUUAUGAAUGGAAUUGUCGCGAAAUCGAAAUGUAAUAAUAAUGAUGAUGAUUAUGAUUCACGUGUAGAAGAAAAAAAAACAAAUUAUGUUUUUUUUUGUGGUUAUAUUUAUGCCGCGUGAAAAUCGAAAAAUAUAUUAGUAGUAAUAUCUAAAAUAAUUGGAUUUGUUAAGACAAAAAAAAAAAAAAAAAGAAAAGUUGGAGUCAGGAAAAAUCUGUCGAUGAGAUGAUGAUAAUGAUGGGAAGAUUUUCGUAUUCUUCGCUUUAGGUUUAAAUGCCGAUAUAAAUAAGGCGUAAAUUAUCUAAUCUAGAUAUUCCCUGUCUCUACUAUUUAACAAAUUUUUAGACAAAAAUAUUUUAUUGUUAUUUUUGCCUCGGUUUUUUCUUCAAUAUUUUCGAAAUGUACAAAAAUAAUAAUCGUGUCUCUUUUCUAUUUUUUUGAGGGGAAAAUUUUUUCUUUGAAUUAAUUGAAAAGGAAAUUUUGAAUUAGUAGCAAUACAUUUUUCUGGUUUUUUUUAAGUCGAGGUAAUUUUUAAAUUUUGUUCUAAUUUUCUUUUGAAUUAGCGAAUUUAGAAAAAUUUAACCGAGUGAUAAUUAUCAAGCAUUAUAAAUUUUUUUGUUUUAAUGUUUGAAUUAAGAAUUUUUAAUUGUAGUGAGAAUUUUUUUAUUAAUUAAAUUAGAAUUUCGAAUAUUUUUGAAAGUGGGAAAAAAAUAUUGUUUUGAAUGACAUUGACGUUUGGGAUUUGAAUUUUAUUCAUUUUUAUUCCCGAACGCAGGUCUUCCGUGAGAAAUUCAGUUAUACACUUUCUGUUAAAAGAGACUUUUUUUAUAAGUUUUUCUGACCUAUUUUUGUUAAAUAUUUUUCUUUUUCUUAAGACAGUACUUUUUACAAUAUAUAUUAAAAUUAUCAGAACAAUGGAAAUAUAUAUUGCGCCUAUACGUCAUUAAGAGUUUGGCUUUACGAUUAUUCGAUCCAAGAUCUCCGGAUGCGAUUCACAAGUGAAACAAUGCACCAUUUUGCUCAUUUUUGACAAAAAAAAGAAAAAUGUGUAUUGAUUUGUACGAAUGUAAAUAGAUCGUCAAUUUUUCGAAAUGUGAGAGAAGAAUAUUUCUUUUAUUCAAAAAAAAAUUCACUGUCUUUCUGUUCUUUAUCGGUGAAUUUUCGAUAAUCGACCAAAAUUCACGUGUCAAAAACUUCAAUAUGUUAGAACGACGAAAUAAACAAAACAAAAAAAAAAUUA
This is a messenger RNA of Leptopilina heterotoma, 3525 nucleotides long. RefSeq names its product ubiquitin-conjugating enzyme E2 R2. The transcript has 5 exons. Gene Ontology annotation, biological process: protein polyubiquitination; ubiquitin-dependent protein catabolic process. Gene Ontology annotation, molecular function: ubiquitin conjugating enzyme activity. Lineage: Eukaryota; Metazoa; Arthropoda; Insecta; Hymenoptera; Figitidae. The record is from RefSeq and is a predicted model, not a curated record. Bases 574 to 1290 code for a protein of 238 amino acids.